AUGGAUUUCUUCUCCAACCAGAACCAUGAUGAAAAAGGCAAGCCCACCCCUGAUCACCCCCAUAAUCCAAACCACCACCCAAAACCAUCAAAAUCUGACCUUUUGAACAGCGCCAAGGUGGUGGCUGAUGCCGCCAAAUCCCAUCUCCGCCAUGAAGAGAACAAGGUUGACAAUCACAAGGUCGCUGGUGCGGCGGCGGACCUCUUAAAUGCCGCCUCCGAAUAUGGGAAGCUAGAUGAUAACGAGGGCCUGGGGAAAUAUGUUGACAAGGCUGAAAAUUAUCUCUAUAAGUACCAUACUUCUCAUUCUUCCACCACAACCACCACCACUUAUCCACACCACUCAACGACGACCACCACCACCACUGAAACCACACAUACAUCAGGGCAUCCGGGUGGUGAUCAUGGCCAUUCUAAAGGAGGGUAUGGGGAGUAUAUUAAGAUGGCAGAAGAUCUGUUGAAGAAGCACUCUGGCGGCAGCGGUGGAGGCACCAACACCUCAACAGAUCAUAUGCAUUCAUCAGGACAUUCCGAAGGAGGUCAUGGAAAUUCAGGAAGUGGAUAUGGAGAAUAUAUGAAGAUGGCUGGAGAUUUCAUGAAGAAACAUUGA
Molecule: messenger RNA, 609 nt
Organism: Fraxinus pennsylvanica
Lineage: Eukaryota; Viridiplantae; Streptophyta; Magnoliopsida; Lamiales; Oleaceae
Source: the annotation of a GenBank genome assembly